Eremomyces bilateralis CBS 781.70 is the source of this 2601-nucleotide messenger RNA. RefSeq names its product HET-domain-containing protein. The transcript has 2 exons. Bases 169 to 2469 code for a protein of 766 amino acids. The record is from RefSeq and is a predicted model, not a curated record. Lineage: Eukaryota; Fungi; Ascomycota; Dothideomycetes; Eremomycetales; Eremomycetaceae.
GCUCUUAGAAUCAAUUCCAAGUUUCGUAAUGCCUCUUUCCACAUACGAGAGAACACAUUAGCCUGGAGGCCCCAAAAGUAACUUUCAAGUUUCAACGAACGACACCUGUGCGAAAGUUCCCUCGUAUGCGCCAGGGUACAGGAAAUCCUCGCAGCGAAGUCUGGAGCCAUGGAUCAACACGACCCAUCCGCUGGUGUGCCAUCCGCCAAGUGCCCACUUUGUGAGCAGUUCGCAACGGCAAUAUCUUCGCUCCAGUCACGACAGCCCGAGCAAUUCGAUCUAGUCCCUCUCGAGCUUUUCUCGGGCCAAAUACUUUACGAACGAGCAGACGAGGUCGACGGAUACGACUUGUUCUCAGGACUGUAUCUUGCGGAAAACUCGCAAUGCUUAACAUGUACAGCAUUAACAGAUAGCAUCGUCCACAGAGCCUUGCGCGAGGUUUCGGAUCCGGUUUCGACGCUGAAGUCAUCAAAACUUUCGUUGAAUGGGCCUAUGUGCGCGACGGGAUGUUUUAUCCUUGACAUCGAGACCACAACCGAAAGGUACGAGCUGCGUAUCGUUCCCUCGUCUUUCGCCAACUCAUCGAAACCUGAUCCCUCGCUUAUUGAUUUCGGCAUGAUUCGAAGCUGGGUGCAAACCUGCGAUUACCAGCACGCUGGACAAUGUCACACAUUCUCAAGCGAGCGAAAGCGCUGUUACGUCAACAUGCUGAUGAUCGAUGUGGUUGAGUCGUGCAUUGUUGCGAUUCGUGUGGGUCAAUAUGUGCCUGAAUAUACCGCGCUCAGUUACGUAUGGGGCAAGGUUGAAACACUCCUCUGUACUAAAGCAAACCAUCAGGAUCUGAAGAUUCCUGGUUGCCUUGAUACAGCUCCAUUCUCGCUUACUCUAGCGAGAACAAUUAGGGAUGCAAUGUCGCUGACAAAAUCUCUCGGGCUGAGAUAUCUCUGGGCCGACAUGCUUUGCAUAGUCCAAGAUGACCCGUCCGAUAAAGUCGUUCAGCUUCCAAACAUGGCGAAUAUCUACGGAGAUGCAUAUUUCACCAUCGUUGCAGCUGAUGGAACAGAUGCUCGAAGCGGCAUUCCAGGUAUAAGUAGACAUUCCCCUCGCACGUUUAUACCACCUCUGCUUCAUUUUAACACCUUCUCUUUGGCCGCAAACUUCGCAGUGAAACCUAAUGCAGAGGAAAUCAGGGAAAAAGUAUGGCACACACGUGCAUGGACGAUGCAAGAGCGUGCUCUGUCACGACGCACAUUGAUGUUUCUAGAUCAGACCGUCAGCUGGACGUGCAUGCAAGCGUCUUUCGACGAAGAAACGUUCAUCCCAGCUUCGAGUGAUAGCGUCAAGGCUUGCUAUUACUGCCAGUCAAGCAGCGCCUCGGAUACGAGCUUCUUGAGAAUAGCCAAGUGGCCCCAUCUCGACAAUUACUCUGAGCUGGCGUCUUAUUUCACGGAACGCUCAAUGACCCGUUCGGACGAUAUGCUUAAUGCAUUCGCCGGGAUUCUUGCUGCACUGCGACCAUCAUUUCCCCAUGGAUUUUUCCAAGGCCUCCCGGAAUUCUUCUUCGAUGUUGCACUUUUAUGGCGCAGAUUCGAAUCGGAUCACAGUCGUCGCGCGCGCCGGCCCUUCCGCCGAUGCUCCAAGCCAGGCAAGAAGUGGGCUUCUACUCAUUUCGCAAGCUGGUCCUGGGCUGGGUGGGAAGAUUGUCGCGUUCAGUGGCCAAUGCUCUAUAGCGAUGCAGUGGAUUGGGCGAUGGAAGUCAUUCCGAUUUCACCUGUAACAUCGUGGCAAAAAGUGAAUAAGCACGGUAGUCUCUCAGCAGUACGGAACAGCUUCUAUCAGCAUCGUAUUUCAGCCCAAGACUCUACUCACUUAGAACUAGAGGAAGGUUGGGAGAAAAUCGACCAAGAAACUUCGCUACCAUCCUCCGCGGAUGGGUCAUCCCGGUUCAAGCACCCCCUUGCUCCCGGUGUAAAGUUCCGCUACCCGAUUCCCAUCGCCAAGUUGACCUCGGAGCGGCCAACGCUAGAUCUUCACUCCAUGCACCUCAGAUUCAGCAGUACAAUUUGCAUUUUUACAUUCCGUGAGGAGGUCCUAGGCGUCCCAUUCCCCCAAGGAUCAAUAUACACAGCCAAAAAAGUUUGGGCAGGCUUCAUGCACGACAUCCAGACUCCAGUUCUGGCGGAAGAUCUCAACCCACUGGCUUGUGAGGUCGUCGCUAUCAGUACUGGUUUCGUCAACAUCAAACGCGAGCGUUUGCUCGACAAAUGGGAACUUGCCCGGGUUGAAGAUGUGGUUCCAGAAGUUGCACACUUUUCGCAGAUUAGAGACGCUGGAGAUGUAUAUCACUUUUACAACGUGAUGUGGUUAGCGUGGGAAGAUGGGAUAGCGUAUCGGAGGGGCAUUGGGAGGGUGUGGAAACCGGUCUGGGAGCAACAAGAGCUGAAGCAAAUGGAAAUCACUCUCGGCUGAUUUCUGGACCGACACUCCUGCGAACAGUCCUGCAGUCUCAAUACCUGGAUGUGCUGCAUUGCCUGACUCUUUUUAAUUGUGGCUGGCUUAUUUCCAACCCAGCAGCAACACAAGCGUGCGUCAGCCACCGUA